Paramisgurnus dabryanus is the source of this 2408-nucleotide messenger RNA. RefSeq lists its product as uncharacterized. Gene Ontology annotation, biological process: DNA integration. The record is from RefSeq and is a predicted model, not a curated record. NCBI's taxonomy places the organism in Eukaryota, Metazoa, Chordata, Actinopteri, Cypriniformes, Cobitidae. Gene Ontology annotation, molecular function: nucleic acid binding.
AGUAGCGUUCAUUACAGCCAGAUCGAAAGUGUCUCCCAAAAAGCAGCAGUCCAUCCCCCGUCUAGAACUUUGUGCAUCUCUUACCGGUGCUCAACUUGCCAGAGUUGUUAAAACUGAGUUUACCUUACCCAUUCAGCACAUUACUUUAUGGACUGACUCGCCCACAGUCUUGACUUGGCUUAAGUCAGAGUCUUGUCGGUUCAAGGUCUUCGUCGGUACCCGUGUGGCAGAGAUUCAGGACCUCACGGAUCAACAUACUUGGAGGUUUGUACCAUCUUCUGAAAACCCAGCAGAUGACAUAACACGGGGGCAGACACUUCAUGAGCUUUGACCAGACAGCCGUUUUCAUCAGGGACCUUCAUUUUUAAAGGAUCCUCCGAGUUCAUGGCCUGUGAUACCACUACACCCUGUCGAUAUGGAUGGAGAGGAGAUGCGUAAAACUGGUUUGUGCACACUGUCAUGCCUGGUAAUCAGCACAUCAAUUCCUUAUCUUGAUUGUUCUAAGACAUUCCAAGAGUUGAUAGAGGCCACGGCCUCUCAUGGGGCGGCUAGUGCUAGCCUAACAGACAAUGACUACAGAAGGGCCGAGGUCACGGUUUUACAACUAUGUCAGGAAGAGUCUUUUCCCUCAGAUCUUGAACAGUUAAAGGCUGGUAAACCUCUCGCUCACAACAGUCGCUUGAAUGCUCUAGCACCUGAACUUGACAGUGAGAUCCAGCUAUUUCGAGUUGGGGGCCGCCUACGUCACAGUUCAUACCUUGAGCAAGACAGCAUGCACCCCAUUGUUCUCGAUCCAAAACAUCCAGUCACACUGCUUAUCAUACAAGCUUAUGACACCAAACUCUACCACCCAGGAUAUGAGAGAGUGUUCGCUGAACUGCGUAGGAAUUAUUGGAUUCUCCGUGGUAGGGAAGCUGUUAAACGGUGUCAACGAAACUGUGUUGAGUGCCAAAAGUUGAGAAAGAAUCCAGAAAUCCCUAAGAUGGCAGACCUUCCUCAAGCCAGAUUACGCUUAUUCAGGCCUGCAUUCUAUUCGACAGGUAUGGACUGCUUUGGCCCUUAUGCUGUCAAGGUUGGUAGGAGGACUGAAAAGAAAUGGGGAAUCUUGUUUAAGUGCCUAACCACUCGAGCAGUGUACAUUGACCUUUUGCAUAGUCUGGACACAGACUCUUUCCUUAUGGCUCUUAGACGCUUUAUGGCCAGACGCGGAAACCCAUUUGAACUUAUUUCAGAUCAGGGCACCAACUUUAAAGGGGGAGAAAGAGAACUCAGAGAAACAUUUGCUGCUCUUGCCCCUGAACUGCAUGAACAGUUGGCCAAAAAACAGAUCCGAUUCCAGUUCAACCCCCCAAAUGCUCCCCAUUUUGGAGGCUGUUGGGAACGAGAAAUUCGUUCUCUCAAGCAAGCACUGACAGCAACCAUAGGAGCACAGUCAGUUACUUUUGAAGUGCUGCAAACAGUAUUAGUAGAGAUUGAGGGGAUUCUAAAUGCCAAACCGUUGGGGUAUACUUCAUCUGACAUUGCCGACCCCGACCCUAUUACUCCAAACUCUCUCCUCAUGGGGCGGCCGGAUGCCUCCCUGCCUUCAGUAGUAUAUCCAGAGUCUGAGCUCAUAAGCAGGCGCAGAUGGCGGCACAGCCAAGUCCUCGCAGACCACUUCUGGAAGCACUUUCUAAGGUUCUAUCUUCCCGGCCUACAAACGCGUCAGAAGUGGCAAAAGGACACAGCAAAUACUCAAGUUGGCACAACAGUGAUGAUUAUUGACCCACAGUUGCCUAGAGCACUCUGGCCAGUGGGACGGGUGUCAGAAGUUUUCACUGGGACUGACGGCAGAGUGAGAACUGCAAAUAUUAAGGUGGGCACAAAGACAUACACACGUCCCAUAGCACGCCUUAUACAAUUGCCUAAUAUUCCUGAGUAAUGUACUAUACAUUUAUCAUUAGAGGCUUUUUCAGUGAAUUAAACAUAUUCCCUUCCGGGAAUCUGGGGGCGGCUGUUAAAAAGGCUGUUAAUUGUUAUAUAGUUAUUAUGGCAGUUCGCUAAUAAGAUCUCUUUUCUUGCCGAGAUUGACGUACAACAUCCAGCACAGCAGCCAAUCAACACCGCGAUCUAUGUGCAGGCGAGCAUCCCGCCCACAGAGCUCAGUGUUGAGUUGAGCCAGAUCGCUACAGACUCUAACUUUUUGCUGUUGCUUUAAGGACAAUUCUUUCAUAUUAUGGGUGUUUGUGCGUAAAUGCAAAAAAGACCACAUAUAUACACGUGUAUGGAUGCUCAUCCAAAGCUUGAGUUGUGUGGUGACAAUUAAACGGGUUACUCCCAAAUAAGACAUCAAUCGACUAAGUCUCUUACCAGACACCCUGUGGUGGGUUUCAAUUAAACCAGAUAUUAUUCUAAAAGUGAACAUCUAU